Mercenaria mercenaria is the source of this 3527-nucleotide messenger RNA. Its product is annotated as dopamine beta-hydroxylase-like. The record is from RefSeq and is a predicted model, not a curated record. The transcript has 11 exons. Bases 219 to 1859 code for a protein of 546 amino acids. Gene Ontology annotation, molecular function: dopamine beta-monooxygenase activity; copper ion binding. NCBI's taxonomy places the organism in Eukaryota, Metazoa, Mollusca, Bivalvia, Venerida, Veneridae.
GCCGAGUCACAGUCAUAUGAGCUGAAAAUUAAGGGUGUCAUUCCCCAUUCUAUCAUAUUUACAUCUUAGAAUAAGCUACGGUUUGUUGAACGUCAAGAGAUAUUUCUUAUUUCGAAAUGGCAAAAGUUCAAACCUGAGGUAAUCCAGGAGCGAGCGGUUUGGGCGGUAUAAAUAUAUAUUCAUACACUUGUCCAAGUGGUCAUUUCGCAUUGGGUAUAAUGGCUUAUAACAGUUUACAGUUACUGUUGGCGCUUUGCUUGCUUCGUUUUGGAGAAAGUUACCCAUCUUUUCAGCAAAACAUUCCAAACGGUGAAAUCGUACCGAGCCCAUGCAACCCAAAUCACGUCUGGCGGGGUGUCGGACAUAAGGUCAAGGGCGGAGGUGGGGAGAGGAACCAAUUUGGAAUCGAUUUUGAUGAAAAUGGAUACACCUGGACUGAGGAACUCUGCAGAAUGGACUCCGAUGGUGAUGGAAAGACAAAUGGAGAAGAACUUGGCGAUCCAAACUGUAACUGGAGUAAAGGCGCUACACCACAAACCAGCCUAGGACUAUCACAUCCUGGUAUAUGCGAGCCAUUAGGGUCCUCUGCAUGCCAGGGGAAAAACGACUUCAUUGAUUGUGCUACCGAAGACUUCAAGUGCAAUGCACUUUCAGAUCCUGAUAUUGUGAGUCACACUGUCAGACUUUCUGAGUCAGACGUUCCGGCAGAGGAGACAACAUACAUAUGUCAGGUGCUAGAUGUCCCUUCAGAUAAAGACUACCACCUCGUGGCGGCUGAACCUUACAUAGAUAACGUGAACGUCAUGCAUCAUAUCAUAGUGUACGGAUGUAGUGAUAAAGCAAAUAUUACCCAAAACCAGCGUGAGCCAAAUAAAUGUUUCAUGAACAGAGUGCCGGGCUGUGAAGAAAUGGUGGCUAUAUGGGCUGUAGGACAAAAUGGAAUGUGUUACCAUGAAGACGCCGGGUUCAAGCUAGGAAUGACGGGCUACAAGAAAGUUCUUAUCGAGAUGCACUGGAACAACCCAAUGAAGGUUGACACUUACAGGGAUUCCUCCGGCAUGACCUUACACUUGACCCCUAACCUUCGCCCGAACGAGGCUGGAAUGAUGAUGAUUGGCCAGGCAUUUUUGAUGAUUCCACCUGGCCGUGAAAAAUAUUCCGUCAACUCUUCCUGUAGCUCUGAAUGUACAAACAAGAAGAUGAUCGGAAAUGUCAACGUAAUAGGAGCUCUUAAUCACAUGCAUUACCUAGGCAUGUCAGCAGUAACCAAGGCGAUUUCCAAUGACAAGGAAGAACAUGUUAUAGCAGAUGACCCAAAAUACAGCUACGACAGCCCAGUGUUCUAUGUAUUUGAUGAACCAUUGACAUUGGAACCCGGGUACGAGCUUCAGCUCCAUUGUGACUUUAAGUCGACUUCACGAAGCAAAACAACAUUUUUUGGUGAAGGGACCUAUGACGAGAUGUGUUUUGCUUUUCUUAUGUACUAUCCUAAGAACAACUGGCUCGGUGGAGAUUGUGUUACAAGUGGUCCGAUCGACUCCUGCGAAUGGGAAGAGGGUUACGUGGAUGGCUGCGACUUGAACAAGUUAGGAGAUCCAACUGAUCAAGAAAAUAUAGCAAGAUAUACCGCCCUUCAAGAAAACUGCAGAGUUGGAGUAUGUCUUGAAGAAUGCAAGGAAGUUGUCCGUGAGAUUUUCAGACAUCCCUGCUUUCAGUCACCUCUCAAGUACAUGAUGCAAGAUUCGUCACUAACUUACGGUGACCAGUCCACUAAACACAUGAUAUUGGAGUAUUAUUACCGCAUGGAUUCCUGCGCCGCUGAAUUGGCAAUGGAAAAGUGUGACGGUAAUGACGGCUGACACAGACCGGAAGUGGGUGGCGCUGCUGGUGUACAUUUUACAUCGUCCUUUAUGUUGAUUAUUGCGUCAGCUUUGGUUAUUGCUUUUCAGUAGUUCAUGCUGUUGAACCAAAUGUGACAGUAGAGUUUCUGAUUACCUGAAUAGAACUUUGAUAUCUUUCGCUAUGCAACAAAUCCUACGUCAAAGUCUUUAUAUUUUGCUGUACAAUGAAAUGCCUCGCUGAGAAAUUCAAAUGCCAUAGAAUGUAAGCGGAUGAUGAAAGCGUUUUACUUUUAUCUCUUUCGGGCGGAGGUCUCUGAAAGUUAUGCAAGCUUCUAUAAAACCUCUAGAAAAUGUUGCCAACACGAGCAUGGGAUGCCUCAGAAAAGGCUCACAUGAGUUUCAUGUAAAUCUGCAUUAAACCGUGUCACAAAUGUUGCGUAUUUAUUUGAAAAAAGUAGUCUCCUAUUAGUAAACAGAAUAUGCACAAUCGCCCAUAAAAUUUUGUUCAUGUAAACAGCCUUACUUAAAUUUAACGUUUUUACAAGAAAUGUUUGUAAAACACUUAAACGCACCUAAAGUAUGUUGUUUACAUAUAUCUUUAGUCCGUCUUAUAUAUUAAUGACUGUUAAUUUUCCAAUUCACACAGAUGUUCCUUUACAAUAAAUAGAUCGUUACUCCAUGAUGUCAUGUUUUUAUUACACUGUGAUACAUACUUUGUGUCCCACUUGAACUGUCCUCUUCAAAAACAGGUUUGUAGAAAACAUAGGGACAUACUGGUUACACCAAUAAACCAAAACUCUAUUUAACUUUACUUUUUUAUUAUCUCCCUUUAUUUGAUUAACACGCAACACUUUGUUUCGGAGCAUAAGUCCAUAACAAUCAAAAGGAUUUCGUUAGACCUUCACACAAUAACAGAGGUCAUUAAGAAAACUUUCAGUGUAUAAGAACUAUAACUCUUCUUUACGUAACAUUUUAGGUAUUGGCAAAAACUAAGUUUUGCAAGGUAGGUAGAAUUAUUAAGUGUAUAUUACGAAAGAACUAUGAACUUAAAAAAAAUCGAAACUGUUUGUUAUCAUCAUAACGAUUUUGAUAGGAUAUUUACACUUGUAAAUUUAAAUCAUUUUGUUCACAAAGAGAUUGAAAAUUUCAAUUUUGUCUUUAUAAUAUUAUUAUAAAACUUUCAGGAUAGCUCUUGCAAGGUAGCCCUCUUUAUGACCAAAGAUGCUGCCUUGAAUCAUUCUUUAUACAUGUUUUAAUCAGCUUUAUAGGUCUAAGGUGCCAUUUGGCCGUACAUUGCUACAGCUUAGGUCUUACUAUAGAAUGCCACGCAGCUCUUUGUUCCCCAGCUGUAUGCUUAGAACGGAGUUUAGGUACAUCACAUCCGCAGAUAUCUUUUAUCAAAAUCAAACUUGGCUGUUUGAGGAUUAGCAUCUCACAUACUUUUUAGGAUUAGCUUUCUGUUGUUUGUUAGGCAAAAGAUUAUCAUGAUGCCGUUAACAUCUCCUGGCAUGAUUAGAUUGUAAAUUGGAGGCAACGAGUGAGUGACAGUAGAGUUUCUCACCUGAAGAUACGGUAUGCUCUCGUAUCAGACAGUGGAUGUGAACACAGAUUUGUAUUGAUAUUGGCAUUCUGUACAAAGACUGUUUCACAUACACUUCUUAUUGGGUGCAUCAUGUUCACCAGCAC